GCGAGGCUAAGCUAGUGGGGGCAAAGUUUCAGUACAUUCCGUUGAUGUAGACGGCGUGAAAACGGAAACAAGAAGUAUGCCGGCUCACUGUGCUGCAUACAAUUACACACUACGUCGUACGAUUGAGACAAGGAAACUUGGAAUGACUUUUCAUAGGUUUCCCAGAGACUAUGGGUUGAGGAGGAAUUGGAAGUUUGUCGGCUUAGACCUGGUGUCAUUCCAUCAGUGUUAAACUUCCCGGCUCAUCUUGGAAGAGUACGUGCCAGAAAGACCACGACCAAGCAGCCUUGAGAUCUUAGGCAGCGUCUCCCUGAGGUCCCUCUCUAUCUCCCCACACAUCCACCAACCACUGGAACACAUCUCCAAAGUUCUGCCGGGCCAGCUCAGCUUCCCCUCAGAAGAAGUGCCGCCACCUGCCAGAUGAAGGAGCCUUUUGAGAGGCAGCUGACAUCGUGAUUGGAUUGUACUUUGGUCUGUUCCAAUCCAGCUUCAGCUCCAGAGACGGCAGGCGGGACGAGUCAACGGAGGCCGGGUGGACGAAGACAUGCAGCUGAGUACAAUCCAGAAAACAACAGAGGAGGAGUGCAGCGGCCCAGAGCCAGAACAACCAGAGUAGCAUCGUAUGUCUCUUAGAAAACAUCAUAGUAUAGCCUUUGACCAAAGAACUACAGACUCUUCACAACCUGCUCAAACUCUUGGUACAGGACCUCACCACACGGGUCAAGAAGGUUUCCGUCUCAUUUCUACUCUGAAGCUCACCUUCUCCUGCUCAAACUGCUGACAAAUGUUUCUGCUGCUCUAAAGUCUGGUCUCCAGAACUUCCUAAAGACUCUCAAAGUCUCUUCUGCUGCAGGUUGCUUUGUAGAACUGUUCCAGAAAACCUCACUAAACCACAUGGAGGAGCCUCAAGAUAGUCGUCCAAAUGAAACCAUACAAAAACCAAACUAGCACAACCCAAACACUAAAGUCUCCUGCAGCCUACCAGAGAACCUCUGAGAACAGAGAAUCAGGACAGGAACUCUUACCUUCUGGACAACCAACGUUGGUUCUCAAACAAGAAUACAGAAUGUGUCUGACCAAAAACCUCUGAAGACUCACUACAGCCAAGAUAAAGACACAACUCAGCUGCACCAAAUCCACUAAUCACUGCACACAUUAGGACCAUGUGCUAACUGUGGCUAAAGAACCUCAUUUACCAAGACAACUAUCCAGUACAAAGCCCUAAAACACACCAAGAAACACAUUAAAGACGAUUUUACUGCUGGAAGCUGCAAGCCAACACCUAAAGAACAAACUGAAGCAAUGGAGCCAAACCCAGUUCAGUGGUGAAGACAAGCAGAGGAAAUGUUUGUCUGCAGCUAAAUAAAGCAGGAAGACACUGAGCUGCUCAGGUGUUCCUGAUAACACCAAGCUGCUCAGGUGUUCCUGAUAACACCAAGCAGCCACCUGGACAGCCAAUAGGAACACAGCCACCUGGACGGCCAAUAGGAACACAGCUUCCUGGAAGUCCAGAGGGCUGGGUUAGUGAAGGAAAUUUAAUUUAAAGUUGAAGCAGAAAGUUAACAAAGAAAGUUGAAAACCACCUUCUGAUACCUGAAAUCUCUGAGUUUUCACACAAAGAACACCUGAACAUGUCAAACUGGUUCCAUAGUAGAACCGUCAUUGUAAAAACGUCAUAGUAUGGUGUGUUGCUCAAAAAACAUUAGGACCCGGCUGUCAGGGGACAAACAUGUAAGAAACAUGAGAACAGAGAGAACCCAACCAGUAGGUCACAGUUUAUCAUCCCCCAGUCAUCUCCUGAAGUCCAUAUGGUGAGAGACAUCAGUAUCUGGUUGUUCAUUUACCAGAGGAUGCUUAUAAUCAUGCUGAUGUGGUCUGUCCUCUACAGUAUUUUAGUGACUCAAUAAAUGCCUAAGUUGUUUUUUUAAAUGCUUUUUAGUUUUUAUUAAACAUUUAAUAGCCUAUAUGUAAUCAAUAAAUGGCCUUUGUCUAUCUUAAGAAAAACUCACUCAGAACUCUGAUAUGUUAACAGUACUAAAUAAAUCAAUAAAUACAUGCAUACACACAAAAAUAAGUUAAUACAUUAACUGUGUUAAGAUUUAGAUUUUAAAAAAAAGUUGUUUAUGUUUUUGCAGAAUCCAGUAUUGCUCACUGGUUGGUCAUUACAUUUUGUUAGUUUGAUUUCACUGUUUAAAAUGAUGCCACCUCUUUUCAGACAGAACCUGUGAUAAUAAAACAAUACAAAAUUUUUAGUUCCGUGUUAAUAAAGCACUUAAAGCUUUAAGUAUGGCUAAAUGCUUUUUUCAAAAUUAAAUAUAUCACUCCUUAGGUGGUAGUGGCCCCAAGUUCAGUAAAGUUGGAAAGAUAUUCACAGAUUCGGGCUUCCAGCAUCAAUAACUCGUUAGAUAUAGGUUGUCAAAACAUAAACGGUGCCUCUUUCCCAUUGUUGCAAGGCAGACAAUGUGCUACAAGCCCAGUUUUAUCAAAAGUAGCUGUCUUUCAAGCUACAGGAAUAACAUUGAUGUCUAUGGAGUGAACAGGGUCUGUCUGCAAUUUGCAAAACCACUGCAACAGUAAAGAGAGACAAAUAUUCAAUAACUUCACUCUUAUACAUUGUAGUGUCACUAAAAUCACUGCAGCCUUCAACUGGCUCCUGUUGACAAAGUGUUUUAACAGAAAUGUAAAUGCUGUAAUUUGAUUCUUUUAAUGAACCAUGUAACUUGAAUGGAUGUGAUGCUGGUGUGACCACAGUGCACACGUCUGAUGUUGCUCACAGUGGUCCAAGGGACGCUCAGGGAGUUUGUGUGUUUGCUCAGACUCAGGAAAAAUUAGAGGGAACAUUGCUCUCCACCCUCCUGCUGCCUCCAGUCUCUCUUCCUUCCCCGCUGCUUAAUCCGUCUCCUUCUCAGAGGCUCUUCCAAGGUCACCAGGUUGCCAUGGGGACAUCAGGCGUAACCCCGGUGACGGCGCCAGUGGGGUUUUGUGUGAUCGUUGCCCUGCUCAUCACAAGGUCGACUGGGUUAGUCUGUUACACUGCAGUGGAAUCACUGGACUUAGGUUGCCUCCUGCAGUGGGAUUGUCCCCAUGCCAGUCCUAAUACCACCUACACCGUGCAGACAAAGACUCAGGGGGACCCCUGGCAGGACGUACCGUGGUGUGUCUGGAUCUCGUCCCACAACUGCGACGUCUCUCACGCCUUUUCAAACUUCGAGCUGUACAACAUGAUUCGUCUCGGCGUCCACCUCAACCCCAGUUCCACCGUCUGGAUCAAGCCACGCAAGUUCGACUACAGUGACUUCACCUUCAGCCCUCCGUCCAUCUCCGUCUCUUUGAAAGACGACCAGCUGCUGGUGAAGGUGCAGUUCCCCUGUGCUUCCAACAGGAGGUGCUCCAUGGAGAGGUGCUGUCCCAUCUCUCAGCUGAUCGACCCCUGGACCACAGUGACUCUGUACAACCAACUCAACCGCUCUGAUUACCAGAGCCGUACGGUUUGGACCCAGGAGGUGAUGUCUUAUGUGGAGUUCUCUGGUUUGUCUCCAGGUCAGAAUUACUGCGCUGUGGCCAACUUCUCCUUCCCAACCUUCUCCAUGGCUGCUUCCUCCAAAUCUGCCCCUCAGUGCAUCCAAACCGCCUCCGAAUCAGGGCUGCUGCCUGUGAUCUUUCUGGGAGUCUGUCUCACUUCUCUGCUCGUUUUUCCGCUCAUCACCACGCUUCUGCCAAAAGCGAGACGAGACGCAGCAACGGCUGAAAAUCAACCCAAGACUCCGGCAUCUGUUCCUGAUCCAGUCUCUUCAGUUCCUCCGUCUCUGGUCCCAGUCGACCCCUGUGACAUCCACCUGGAGCUCACCGACGACCACAUCUCCACUGAGGACCUGAACUCAGGGAUGGGAAACACAAACUCUAGUGCAUCGUACUGGAACAUCAGAGGGAAGGAACUAGACUGAGGCCUGUAUCUCCUCAGGGGAGACAUGUAGGACAAAUGGAGACUAAAAGACUGACAGAGUGUUUGCUCUGUGGAGGUAUGUGUCUGUAAACCUGGGAUUUAUUGUGCGCUAUGAGGAAGGAGAAGAAGAAACUGCUGCAAGUUCCAGUUUGAACUUCUAUCACACAGUGGGGAAGCUACUGGGGUGCUGCUAUGUAUCAAUAUUGCUUUGUAAAAUUACCAGAAGUCCAGUUUUAGAUCUAGAUUUGACACAGUUAGAGAAUCAAAGUCACUAUUUAUUAUAUUUAAAACAAGGGAAAAACAAUGUGAGAUCCCUGAGGAGUCAAAUUCUGUAAGAACUCGGUCAUCUUGCAGGAAACUUGUUGCAGUAACCAUAAAAACAACAAGAACAAUAAGUAUUUUUAGAACUGAACUUUAAAGCCAACAUUGAUAAGUUGUCAUCAAAUUGUUCAGGGAAAAGUAAAACUGUAGAUGUUACAAUUUCCUGUACAACACGGUGAGAAUCUUGUGAUACAACUCAAGAACAGCUACUAAAUGGAUCCUCAGAAAUCAGGGAUUGAACCUUUAAUGUAUAAACAAAACUUCAAAACCUCUUACCAUCUUUCACUGACCUUUAAAUUGCACUUUGUUGGAUUCUUGAUAUAGAUUCAGUUUGGUUAAAAAAUGGAGCUAAAUUAAUUGUAAAUGGAUUCUCUGAGUUGGUCAGAAGGCAGCCAUCACCUUCUUUGAGCUGUAAGGUUCAAAGAAGGUUCAAAGAAGGUUCAAAGGUUCACUUUGUGUGCAGGAGUUUUAUUUAGCAGCAUAUUGGCUCCUUUCCACCUCUUCAGGUGCUGUUCUUGUACUUGGCCCUGAUCUUUCACCUUGUUGCUGAGAGAAUCUGGGACAGAGCCAGAAACUGAUCAGUUACUGAGAGCUCAUCAUUUUCCUGCAGCAGAUGACCUCUCACAUGAUGAUUCUGUCAAGUGACAGAAGUGUGGCUCCAGUCUGAAACCUCUGAACGUUCGUCAGCCUGAUAUGAGUCAGAGGACUGAAGGUUUCAGAGCUUAGGCUGCUGAGUGAUGACCACCAGUGAAGCAGAGAUAGUUUAUCUGGCUGCUCCAAGCAGAGCUGUUUUUCUGUUUGUUCACAUAUGAAUCUGGUCUCGGUUCUUCCUCUCUCUGAGGUCCAGUGCCACUGAACACCGAGUCCAAACCAUGAGCUUCAUAAACAAGAACUAAGCAAACUUCUGACCCCCCACAUGCAGCCAGCAGCUCCCUCAUGCUGCUCUUCUCCCCCAAAAGUGAUAACAAAGGGCUGUUUUUUUCUGUCUUUCGCUGCUGAUGUUUGUGACUCACAGUUGCCCCAUCAGAGCUGCGCUGCCUCUGACCCGUCACCGACAGCUCAUCCUGAACCCAGGAACAUCUUGACAUCUCGCUUUUCUGCCUUCUGUUUUGCUGGUGUUGCAUUCUUUCCGCAACAUUGGGGAGCCUUGCGGCUUUGGCCGUCCAACAUUGUUUGUUUCCCCAUCGUGCUUUUCCAGAGUCCACAGAGACCCAGGGGGGGGGAUCCAGAGCUGCAGCCAGUCGUACGGCUGUUAUUAAUAAGCACAGAGCUCACAUUGUGUUGAGAUGAUUAAUGUGGAGAGCAGAAAGCUGGCCGGUGUGAGGAGCACCUGACUACACAAUAGUCGAGCUGCUGUUCCCUCCAGAAGCAGGAACACUUUUUUCUUUUUUCUAUUUGUGAUAACUUUCCUGAAUCUCUCCGCUGACCUGGAUCUGACUCUGCUUAUUGGUGGAUUAUGAGUGUAUUUUGGCAUCUGCAGUCUGUUCCAGCCCACUGACUCCUGAGGUGACCUUGUUUCUUGUAAUAAAUUCUACCAUGAGAUCAGGAUUUUUGCUCUUAAAACUGACCUUUUCCAUAAUUAUCAUGGAAUAUGCCAACAUUUAAUCUGAUAAUGAGUGUAAAUGUGUUCCAAAGGUUAUCAAACUGUGGUUCUCCUGCUAGUUUAAAUUAGAUAAACUAAUUUACAAGCUCACUAAAUCGUGCUGGCAGUGGUAGCUGUUUAAAUUUAGUUCUGAAUGCAACUUUAAUGCAUGUUUGUUUUUCACAGUUACAAGACUACUUUUAAAAUUAUUUAAUAAUAAUUAAAUGGAUUUAAUACCUAGUAAUAAAAAGUUAGUGAAUAAAUGCAUUUUUAACAGGUUGGUCUUAUGUUCACAGCAUGUUCUUUGUUUUUUUAAUUCUGUCUUGAAGCAGUAGUCACAUGUCCACAUGGAUAGUGGAGCUACUAUCAGUGGGUCUGCUCCUUUAGUCUUUACCGGCUCUGAAGAGAUUCCUAAACUAAACCAACUUGACUCAUGUGAGGCAAAAAUUCCCUCUUUGUUUUUUCUGACCCUCCACAGCAGUUUAGUGACAAAACAGUAAUGUAGUUAGAUGGUAGUUGUAUUUGCAAUACAAGAGAUGGAUUUAAGAUCAUUUUAUCUCAAGUCAUUCUAUUCUUUUGAACACUGUCAGCAACUAAUAAAGAUAAAAAUCCUAACAUUUUCACUUAUUUUUCAUCAUGCCAUUGAUUUUGAAUUUGUAAAUUUGGAUUUGAAAUUAUGGGUAAGUUGUAAUACAUAAAAAAAAGAGGAUAACAUCGUGAAAACCCACACAUCUGAGCACAAAUUACCGAAAAAAAGAGGUAAUGCAGAAGUCAGGUAGUGAUAUUUUCUAAACCAUGUGUAGCUGCAUGUCACAGUAAAACAAAACAUAUAGAAAACUUUCUAAUAUGAAAUAGUUGACCACAAAAAUGGAAAAAACUGCAGGUAUGACAAAUUGUACCACAAAAACUACUAGACAGCCUGAUGUAAGUUCAAAAAUGAUUUUCCAAAUAUAAUUAAGGAAAUAAUUGUGGGACUAUUUCUCAUUUUUAGACCUACUUUGUUGGCAUAAACCUUGGUUUAGAAGAGACUUGUCAUGUAGAUUUGUGUAACUUCUGAUCAUUAGGAUGAUCAGUAUAAUAUGACUAUGACCACCUAUAGAUCUGUUGGAUGGUGGGCUUUUUCUAGUGGGAAAUUUUCAUUCCUUGACAUACGUUUAGUGGUAAUUUGAUAGACUUAUGCCAGCAAGACUUAAGUGGUAACUUUAUUCUGAUGGUAAUUAUGGAAAUUUUGAUCCUGUCAUCAGCAUUUCCACAUAGAUUCUCUUGCUUCAUGUUCCACUGGGAAUAAACUUGGCCUUCGAGACCAAAGUGACAAGCUGCAGAAAGUUAAAGUGUGAGUUCAUCUUUAUUUAUAGUAACUGCUUAAUAGUUUACCUUUAAGCAUCUCCUCCAAUAACAGUUCACUCUGCCUAUAAAGUGGAGUCUAAAAAUAAAAAACAUGCCUAUGAAUAUAAUAGUUUAGGCUAUCUGGCAAUAUUUAAUUUUUAGUGGUACAACUUAUCAUAAAUGCCCAUUUCUCAGUUUGUGUAUUUUAUAGUAUCAACUUUUCUAUAUGUUUGUAUUAUUGUGACAUGCAGCUCCAUGUAGUUCAGAAAAUAUCACUAGUUGUAUUCUGUAAUAUCCCUGUGCAAGAUUCUGAAUCCGUGGCAUGAUGAGAAAUUUCAUUGAGCAAAAAAUGUUAAAUUGAUGUAUCAAUGUAAAAUUUCCCUUUAUACUUUUUAAAAUAUGUAUUUGAAUAAUUCUGUCCAGCAGUAGCUUCAUACAGCAGACUCUAAAAACUUCACUAACCAACAGCCAACUUGUCAGAACAAACCUUAAGAAAUGUAUAUCUUGAGCUUCCAUCACAGACCAGCUGCUGCUUCAGGUCUGUCUUGGGUCUGGCAGGAAAUGCUUAGUCAUUCGCUCAGUGACUCAUCAACCCUCUGGGGGUUCAACUUGUUUCUGCCCCCAGCAUUGACAGCAUUAACAUCCACAGAUGGUCAGACAGGCUCAAUUAAGAAGCACGUUGCGCAUCAUAAACGCUACAUAGCAGCACUUUUUGGGCUAAAAUGAUGAAAAAUAUACACUGCUUUGGAAAUACGCUGAGCUGUGAGUAUGUUUAGUUGUAACAACAGUCUUUUAUUUGGCCUUACCUGUCAUUCAUUCAUUCAAUAAUUAAUAUACAUGAUAUAUACAUGAGCAAACAAAGAUGUGCAUGUCCUUGUUAACUGUCUUGCAGUAAAGGUUGGCAGUGCAUUCUUGGCCUUUUAA
Amphiprion ocellaris (clown anemonefish) is the source of this 8096-nucleotide messenger RNA. RefSeq lists its product as uncharacterized. Lineage: Eukaryota; Metazoa; Chordata; Actinopteri; Pomacentridae. The transcript has 11 exons. The record is from RefSeq and is a predicted model, not a curated record. Gene Ontology annotation, molecular function: protein binding. The coding region runs from base 2937 to 3944 and encodes 335 amino acids.